Molecule: messenger RNA, 1641 nt
Organism: Cadophora gregata
Lineage: Eukaryota; Fungi; Ascomycota; Leotiomycetes; Helotiales; Ploettnerulaceae
Exons: 9
Coding region: 1-1641 (546 amino acids)
Biological process (GO): carbohydrate metabolic process
Molecular function (GO): hexosyltransferase activity; UDP-glycosyltransferase activity
Source: RefSeq, a predicted model, not a curated record
AUGGAUCAAGAACAGCGUAGUUAUCUUCCCCCUCCUCGAGGCUUUACGAGGGAGGUUUCGCUUGUGGAAGCUCCCAUGUCCAGAGAAGACCGGGAGAUGGCCGAAUUGCUGCAGGCCCAAUCAAUGCAAGAACAAGAGCAGAAACAUAGCGAGAAGUCAAGAAUGCUGAUAAGAAGGGUUCCAAUGCCGGUAUCCUCAGCGAAUGAAAAAUCCAGUGUAGAGAGGGAGACAUUAGCGAUGCUGGAGGGGAGAAGCGAAAAGAACCAUGUCCUUUCGGACAACAUGAAUCCCCAUUCCCCGACACCACCUGUUAUUGAGCAAGCUGAGAUAACUAGAGAUGACGGAAUGGAUUGGGACGCACCACCGCCUGCUUAUGAACAGUCUUUUGGAAACGAGCGGCAGAGCAUAUCGACUGCAGUUCUUGACAAUGGGAGAGUUUCUAUGAUGUUCAGAGGUAGAGCAGCACUCACAGGUUCACCGCUUUGCCUCCUCUUCCAACUUGUUGGAAGUCGAGGCGACGUUCAGUCAUUCAUAGCAUUAGGCCAGGAGUUGAAGCUGGUGGGGCAUCGAGUUCGACUGGCAACACAUGACUGUUUUGAAGAAUUCGUUCAUAAAGCCGAGCUUGAGUUCUUCCCGAUCGGAGGUGAUCCGACUGAAUUGAUGGCUUACAUGGUCAAAAACCCUGGCAUCAUUCCCAAGUUUGAGUCAAUACGAGCUGGCGAUAUUCAAAAAAAGCGGAAGAUGAUAUCAGAAAUGCUAGGAGGAUGUUGGAAAUCAUGUUUUGAACCCGAUCCAUCGACAAAUAUUCCGUUUGUCGCAGAAGCAGUAAUCGCAAAUCCCCCUAGUUUCGCACAUGUGCACUGUGCUCAGGCGAUGGGAAUCCCAGUCCAUCUCAUGUUUACUAUGCCAUGGAGCCCAACUCGAGCAUUUCCACACCCAUUGGCGAAUGUGCAGCUUAGCGACACUGACCCCACUACUACGAAUUUCCUCUCAUAUGGCCUGGUGGAUAUGAUGACAUGGCAGGGGCUCGGAGAUGUCAUUAAUCACUUUCGGAGGAAGACUUUGAAUCUAGAAACACUUCCCCCAAUGGUUGGCGCAAAUCUCGCUGCCGAUCUCAAAAUUCCAUUCACAUACUGCUGGUCGCCUGCACUGAUACCCAAGCCCUUCGAUUGGCCCUCGCAUAUUGAUGUCUGCGGAUUCUUCUUUCGAAACGCUCCCGAUUAUACUCCAUUUCCCGAAUUCGAUGCUUUUCUCAGAAUCGGCCCGCCUCCCAUAUACAUUGGCUUUGGAUCCAUUGUCAUGGAUAACGCGGAGAAGAUGACAAAAAUCAUCAUUGGGGCAGUGAAAAGCUGUGGCGUGAGAGCAAUUGUGUCCGAAGGCUGGAGUAAGCUCGGCAAAGGCGCAGAAGCUGAUCCAGGUAUUCUUUUCAUUGGCGACUGUCCUCACGAAUGGCUGUUCAAACAUGUUACUGCGGUGAUCCAUCAUGGAGGAGCAGGAACUACUGCAUGUGGGCUUGUCAAUGGCCGUCCAACAGCUAUCGUGCCAUUCUUUGGGGACCAGCCAUUCUGGGCAAACAUGGUAGCAGCAGCAGGCGCCGGUCCAAUACCUAUCAGAGUGGCCGAUCAGUCAGCCGGCUUUUAA